Messenger RNA from Cladophialophora psammophila CBS 110553, 1208 nucleotides. Its product is annotated as CAMK/CAMK1 protein kinase. The record is from RefSeq and is a predicted model, not a curated record. The transcript is spliced from 5 exons. Gene Ontology annotation, molecular function: calcium/calmodulin-dependent protein kinase activity; calmodulin binding; ATP binding. Gene Ontology annotation, biological process: cellular response to oxidative stress; protein phosphorylation. The annotation marks the transcript as partial. NCBI's taxonomy places the organism in Eukaryota, Fungi, Ascomycota, Eurotiomycetes, Chaetothyriales, Herpotrichiellaceae.
GAAAAACGCUGGGCGCAGGUUCAUAUUCGGUGGUUAAGGAAUGUGUCCAUAUAGAUACAGGAAGAUACUAUGCCGCAAAAGUCAUCAACAAACGGCUCAUGGCCGGCCGGGAGCAUAUGGUUCGCAAUGAGAUCGCAGUCCUCAAGCGUGUCUCGGUAGGACAUCGCAAUAUCCUCACCCUUGUUGACUACUUUGAAACCAUGAACAACUUAUACCUUGUGACAGACCUCGCUCUAGGUGGAGAGCUUUUCGACCGCAUCUGCCGCAAAGGCUCUUACUACGAAUCCGAUGCCGCCGACUUGAUACGAGCGACUCUGUCCGCAGUCGCAUAUCUCCAUGACCACGGCAUCGUGCACAGAGACUUGAAACCAGAGAAUCUAUUGUUCAGAACACCAGAAGAUAAUGCGGAUCUCUUGAUUGCAGAUUUUGGUUUAUCGAGAAUCAUGGACGAGGAGCAAUUCCAUGUCUUGACCACGACGUGCGGCACACCAGGGUAUAUGGCACCCGAGAUAUUCAAAAAGACAGGUCAUGGCAAGCCUGUCGACAUCUGGGCCAUCGGCGUUAUCACCUACUUCCUCCUUUGCGGCUACACUCCGUUCGACCGCGAUUCCAAUCUCGAAGAAAUGCAAGCCAUCCUGGCCGCCGACUACUCUUUUACCCCCGUCGAGUAUUGGCGCAACGUCUCCGAUACCGCGAGGGACUUUAUCAAGCGCUGCCUCACGAUCGACCCUCAUACCCGCAUGACCGCACACCAAGCUCUGCAGCACCCCUGGAUCAAGCCCGACACCGACCCCACAUCUCCUGUUAAGGGUCCUGGGGACGGACAAGAUCUCCUGCCAACAGUAAAGAAGAAUUUCAAUGCGAGAAGAACACUGCACAAGGCCAUCGACACGGUUCGUGCGAUCAAUAAACUCAGAGAGGGAGGUGGACUCAUGGCGGGCCAUAUGGACGGCGCCAUGAGUGUGGAUCCGAAACCCAAGCCCGAGAUGGUCAAUGGAAGCAAAGUACUCAAUGACCAGGGCCAGCCAAUCCAAGGGGAGGAAGCAAGGGGUGCUAAUGUGACACAAGGUGACUCGGAUGCAAUGGAGAUUGACUCCAGGGGAAAUGCAAGGGGCCAGACUGAGGAUCAAAUCCGGCGGCAACAGAAAAAGAUCAAUGACACGAUGACGGGCCUGUGGGGGAAUCAGCGAUCAGCUCGUGGGGUUUAG